Molecule: messenger RNA, 186 nt
Organism: Strongylus vulgaris
Lineage: Eukaryota; Metazoa; Nematoda; Chromadorea; Rhabditida; Strongylidae
Source: the annotation of a GenBank genome assembly
UACAAGUAUGUGGACAUGGGUGUAAAUAGCAUCUCGUUGUUCAUGAUGAUUAUGUCCUACGCUGUGAUAAUAUACAAAGUUCGAGAAAGCGGCAGAGCUAUGGCCAAGUAUCAGUUAACAAUCCGAACACGGGUAAGUAAGGGCGAACUUUUAUUCUUUGCCAUUAAGCUGGGCUACACUUCUUAA